Aspergillus tanneri is the source of this 2301-nucleotide messenger RNA. It is a transcript of the gene DCP2, whose product is annotated as decapping enzyme complex catalytic subunit DCP2. Gene Ontology annotation, molecular function: 5'-(N(7)-methylguanosine 5'-triphospho)-[mRNA] hydrolase activity. Bases 1 to 2301 code for a protein of 766 amino acids. Gene Ontology annotation, biological process: nuclear-transcribed mRNA catabolic process, nonsense-mediated decay; deadenylation-dependent decapping of nuclear-transcribed mRNA. The record is from RefSeq and is a predicted model, not a curated record. Lineage: Eukaryota; Fungi; Ascomycota; Eurotiomycetes; Eurotiales; Aspergillaceae. The transcript has a single exon. Gene Ontology annotation, cellular component: P-body; cytoplasm.
AUGUCGCAAUGGUCACAUUAUCACCACAUCACGGCAUUCUCGGAGUUCUUAGCCUACAAGACCAGAGUCCCUGUUCGGGGAGCCAUCUUGCUCAACCAGGACAUGGAUGAAGUGGUGUUGGUCAAGGGCUGGAAGAAGGGAGCCAAUUGGAGUUUCCCCCGGGGGAAGAUUAAUAAGGGCGAGAAGGACCUCGAUUGCGCUAUUCGUGAGGUUUAUGAGGAGACUGGCUAUGAUGUCCGCGAGGCCGGACUAGUUAAGAACGAAAACGAUGUCAAAUUCAUCGAAAUCACCAUGAGAGAACAGCACAUGAGGCUGUAUGUGUUCCGGGAUGUGCCACAUGAUGCACACUUCGAACCUCGUACCAGGAAGGAGAUCAGCAAGAUCGAGUGGUAUAAACUGUCAGAGCUGCCAACCUUGAAAAGGAGCAAGCAACAGGACCAAGAGUUUGCGACUACAAAUGUGGUUACAAAUCCGAACAAGUUCUACAUGGUUGCCCCGUUCAUGCAUCCACUGAAGAAAUGGAUCGCCCAACAGAAGAAGCUCGAGAUGAAGUCUCCCCUGGAGACUAAGCAACUGUUGCAGAAUGAACGGGAAAUGUCCACGGACGGAGGUUUUGUGGCUAAUAACGUUAUGACGCCUAAUCAAGUACCGGUGGAAAUGGCUGCUCCAAGUCCACUGCCUGAAGUGUCAUGUCAGGAUGCUUCCGCUCAUCUCAAGCGUCUUUUGAACAUCAAUGCGACACUUCCUCGACAAGGCACUUUGAACACAUCGCAAGCUUCUGGUCCUGACCCCUCAAAAUCCAAUGCUCUAUUGAAAUUACUGAGAAGUGGCUCUUCUCGUGGUCCUUCCCCCCAAGUGUCGAGUUAUGAGCAGACGACGCCUCCGCAAGCCGUGUCAGGAGCUCAACCCUAUCCUGUGACGACCUUGUUUCCGGGGUUUCCUCAGCAAAACCAAUACCAUGGACACAUUAGCAAGUCCGCACAGACAGCCAUCUCCUGUCAUCAGGGGCCAAUGCCACAAUUCCCGCCUGUAACUAACCAACAUGUGACCCAGCAUCUGCCUCCGAAUGCAGUGGGUCGACCUUUCCCGAUGAAACCGCAGGGUCCGUCAGGUGCACAUGAAGACCUUCCGACUUAUGCUUUCCACCUGCACUCCACGACGCCCUACCGAGAAGCACGCUUGCCGUCAGGACAGCCAACUGCGCCACUCAACCAGGCACCUAUCCCCGCACCUUACCAACGAACUGGAGAUCCUCAAUUCGCCCAGCAGGCCCAGCCUUCCCAUGUCCAAGGAGCUACUGUGCCUCCUGCCAGUAAGCUACCGCCACCAAAACUUACGAGUCACUCGCUGGCACUCUUGAAUGUGUUCAAGGACGAAACAACGAAAACACCUAAGAACGGUGGCGCGGCUAUGGCGGCUGUUCCAACAGAGGCACUGGGAAGCGGUCGCAAGCCAUCACAACAUCAAGAUCAAUUGUUAAGCCUUCUCAAAGGUUCCUCGGUCACCUCUGCUUCUGUGCCGGUGGAAUUAUCGGGUCAUUCUGUUUCCCCUGCCAAGAAGCAGAUUCUGCAGCGGCCUCGGGACGAUGUCAACAGGCCGCAAGAGCCGGUAACCGAUUUGUCGGCUUCUCCCACAAUGUCCAACUCUCCAGGCGCAAAAUCUUCUGCCAAAAAAGCACAAAGCGCAGCGAAACGGGGGACCAACAAGGGAAAAAAAAUUUCUGCUUCACCCAUAACAAUACUGCCCAGGCCCCAGAGUGCCAAGAAGGAACAUUCGCCCGCGGCUGGUGCCCAACCCUCACGUCAUUCCCCCCGAUCUCGUCCGGAGCACAAGACAAAGUCUCCCGAGCUUCCGAAGCCAUUCCAACCGCAAAUACUUCGCCGCUCCGAGAAUCUAGACGGUAUUCUGCCGGUGCGAACGAAAGUCACCCCGGACUCGAAACGAGAAGAAAGCUCCCAGCUCCCUAGUUCUAGUGAAGGUGGGAAGCUGCAGGCAAACGCGGGGCGCCGACCAAGUCAGAAGGCUUCCCAAAAAGAGAUGCUUCUCUCCCUUUUCGGCAAACAACCCACUGCAUCCCCUGGUGUAUCGACUACGACACGGAUUAAUCUCCAAACAUCAGUUCCGCAGUCAUCAGGCACUUCAUCCGUUGUCAGCCCACUUUCUCCGCUUGAUCUCUCUGCCGGGGCUGUGACGGAUCCCGGGGCGCCUAGUGUGGACGUGAACGCCAACAUGGUCGCGUCACCGGAUAAUAAAGCAUUUCUCCUAGGUUUCCUGGAAGGUGUAGCCAAGGGAAAUAAAUAA